Molecule: messenger RNA, 699 nt
Organism: Seminavis robusta
Lineage: Eukaryota; Bacillariophyta; Bacillariophyceae; Naviculales; Naviculaceae
Source: the annotation of a GenBank genome assembly
AUGAACCAGAACAUCACAAAGGAGGGAGCCAAAAUGGCGCUGUCGUUGUUUCCCGAGGGGGACACCAAAGAGUUCCUGGCCCAAACUGUUGCAGACUUUGCGGUUGGAUGUGACAUCUCCCCAGUCUUGUCGGAGCGUUUGACGCCGGAGUACAUGUUUCAAAACAUGGGUGGUCUUGACGGCCCGGAAGAAGGCGACCUGCAGAGAUUGCAAAAUGUGGAGGCGUACAAGAUCGAGUUUGCAGAGGAAGACGCCGAGUUCGUCGUGGAUCGUCGCUCCAUCUACAACCCCCACCAAGAGAAGGCUGACUAUGACGCAGCGGAAGACACCGAGCUCAUCAAUCAAGGCAUUCAAGAUUGGUUCAAAAGGAACGUAUUUGAAAAGGGCCGUACUCCUGGUUGCGAUCCCACGGUGGUGGAGGAAGCAGCGGCUAAUUGCAAACAGCGAUUUGGCAUUGGACCCUGCCUCAAGUAUGGAAUCUUGCACAGUUGCGCGCCAGUACAGGAUGCCCAACGUAACAAGACCAUGUUCAUUGAGUUUUACGGAACUCUUUUGAAUGUGGAGCGUUAUAAUCGAGACUGGGACCGCACGUUCCCAUACGUUCACUUGUGGGAACACGAAGAGCUACGCUUCCGGAUGAGGGCCAUCACAUACUCGGAUAUACAAUACCUUACGGUGCACAUGCCUGGUUACGGAUGA